This is a messenger RNA of Vitrella brassicaformis, 5200 nucleotides long. NCBI's taxonomy places the organism in Eukaryota, Vitrellaceae. The record is from the annotation of a GenBank genome assembly.
UCAUGACAUAUGUCCUUUUAAACUUGACAGCAUCAUCACAUCGUCUUUAUUGUCCUCUAUGACUACAGGAAGUGUGCAUGACUUCAUCUUCGAGCCUUAAGUAAGUACGACUCGGGGGUAUACGAGUAAGUAAUUACGACUCGGGAGUAUACGACUCUCUCGAAAGCGAGAGAUCCUUCCACGCUUAUUUUGGCCCUUGCUCCCUAGUGCCCGCCGUACGAAGGCAAGGCGGCGUCGCCCAGAUCACACAGAAGCACGCACACGGCCCGCGCAACAAACCACACGAUGAUAAGCACACACAGUGUCACACACGAGACGAUACACUCGUACACACACGGGUAGCAUGAAGCCAAGCACAAUCACAUCACCACACAGCACCCAAGCGACUGCGGCCCACAGCAUAGAUACACCACGGAUUAAAGCAGGGAUUGAAACCGAGGGAUACCUCGUGAGAAGUCAACAUGACCCGCACAUCCAUAAAAUGCCACAACCAUUCACACACGCAUAUCGGACAGCCAACAAGCGAACGCCCACAGAGUGAAUGCGCGCACCAUGACCAUGGCCGACGAAAAACCCAUCUAUCCAUGCCAGCAUGAAUAGCAUCAAAGGAGUGCAUCUGGAUGGGACUGAUCCAUCCCAUAUACGCUCUCAUGAAUGGAGCACUCGAAGUCAGACAGACAAACGCCCACGAAGAGAGAAACACAGGGAGGAGACGAAGAUCCCCACAGACAAAGAGAGCGAGAGGCAUGGCAGCCACACAGGACGGACAGCCGUGUAACAGACAGCCACACAAGAGACCGACAGGAAGAAGCGAUUGCAGGCGACGGACAGACAGCCAGACAGCCGGACAAGCACAGUACGAAUUAGCAAACGAACAACACGUAAGGGGGAAAAGUGAGACCCCACCUUUGUGCUUUGCCUGUCUCUGCUUUGAUCCAUUCUCUUUCUCGUUGCAAGAGAGCCCAACAGAGCCCCAACUAUCACACAGAUGAUCCACGCAAGCCUCAUAAAACCACAUAGGGGCACCCACAAUAAGCGUUCGCACGGCAUGAACGUCAGACAUGUCAGCAUGGCAGAUAAAGAACUCAUCCGUCCAUGCCCUAGCACCCACUCUGACAGCACGAGGUCAAACCAAGCCACAGCACCCAAGCGACUGCGACCCACUAGCAUAGAUACACUACGGAAUAAAAGGAAUUCUCUGUCCCUCAACUACAAUUGCCUCAGACAUUUUACGGGCAACCGCUAUAAAAGCGUACGCACGAUCAACCAACGCACGUACGGUACGGAUGCGUCCACCAUCUGGAUGGGACUGAUCCAUCCCAUACGCGCUCUCAUGAAUGGAACACUCGAAGUUAGACAGAUGGACGCCCGCCCACAGAGAGGGACAGGGAGGAGACGAAGAUCCCGGCAGACGAAGAGAGCGAGACACAUGGAGACGUACGAGACGGACAGCCUCGUAGCAGACAGCCACACAAGAGACCGACAGAAAGAAGCGAGCGCAGGCGACGGAGAGACAGCCAGACAGCCGGACAAGCACAGUACGAACCAGCAAACGAACAACACGUAAGGGGAAGAAGUGAGACCCCACUACGGAGUACCUGUGUUUUGCCUCGUGCCAAUCUCUCCUUUGCCCUGCCCCCGCGGCCAAGUAGCCAACACGAACCGCACGAUUACCCCCAGUAUGUUGACGGCCGACAACGCCAGAGCUGACAGUGUCAACGGAGGAACAGAGUCCGCCAGUGCCCCAUCGCCUCCACUCAAAAACAAGGUCAGAAGCUGCAUGCAGCGGCCAAAGAUAUACAACGCACAUACAUAGUCACGAUUGUCCUUCCCCUGUUUCGCUCUCACCUGAACGAUACAGAUCGGCACGUCGCCGACCAAUGACAGCAGCUCGAGAGAUGCGAACGCGUCACUUGCCACUGGGGUAGACAGGAAUGGCAAGUCUGCCAGCUUGGACCACAUGAUGUGAAGCACACCAAUGCUGAGUAACCACAGGCAAGGCACACACAAAUCAUACAUGAUGCGUCAUGUCUGCAUGUCUGCGUGCACCCUCACUGACCUGAAAAAUGACGCAAAGAACACCAGAACGAGGCCGGACCCUCUCUGUCCCUGCACCGUAUCUCCCUCCCCCUGCACCGUGUCUCCCUCCCACUCCCGAGAGAGGGAUUUCCUGCUCAGAGUGGCGUGCCACUCGUGAGAGAGGGAUUUCCUGCUCAGAGUGGCGUGCUUGCCACCACUGCUGCUGUGCUCCGUCUCGGCAUCUUGCCCCCCGCCACUCGAUUCAGCCGGAGGGGUAAAGCAAGGGACGGACUGGGUCUCGCAGGGCACUGCGCGGCGACUGUCGCUGAUAUCCUCUUCCGUGAGGAUGCACGUCUUGGUCGACUCUGACGGCUUGACAGAUGCGGCGCCAGAUUCCGUGGCGGAUGGUUCGUGCUGAUGAAGGGAGGGAGGGAAGACUGCUGCGGAAGAGAGCUCAGAUAUCGAGAAGGUUGGACAGUAGGACACGACGUCGUCCACAUCGCCGUCUUUGGGGCUAUCUCUAGGCCCGGCCGUGUGCAUGACGAUUGACGCAUCGAAGGUCACGGCUUUCUUGACGGGCACAAACGUUUCGGUGUCUGAGGGCGGCUUCUUGGGUAUUGUCGACGACCUCUCGAACCACCUUCGAUAAGUAGGAUUACGCAGGACCUGACAGCACACAUGCAUGCAACACAUGUGCACGGCGGCUACGCGCUUCACUCAUUUGCUGUCGCGUACCCAUGACAUGUUGUAUAUGACCACAGAUGCCUCAUUGAACAGCACGCGAGCCACAAACAAAGCCGCGCCGAUCCAAAACAAUAACCCAUUGUGGCCAAAGCGGAACAUAGACGCAACGAACAACACUGAAUAGAACAGACAGUCAGACAGAUACACAGACGUACACACGAUGAUCACGAUGACCCAUCUCUCCUUCUUGUUGUUGAACUCACCGUGAACAAUCGAUCCAAGGCCGGCGAUGACCGCUGCCAGCACCCGCCAAAUGACCGUCUGGCCAUUCUGCUUUCUACGAUGAAGCGCGUAGGCAAAUGCGACGAGCACAAUCGUCCACACAGCGAGGAGUAUCACAAACGGACGAAAGUCGAUCUGUGAACACAAAGAACGACAGAGGAGGCCAUUGGCAUGGAGCUGAUGCCUUUUUUUGGUCCUUUUUCCUACGUUAAAAGGGCAGCUCUGGCCAUAGCCCAUGCUCACAUUAGGCACCCGCAGCACGAGGAGCGCAAAUGUGCCGUAACGAGCGCGGUAGUGAUCCACGUUGCAAACAUACCCCUCCUCUGCAGUGCAGCCACAUCAAAACAGAAGCACAGCCGUGAGGGUCAGUCGGGGUGUAUUCACGGCAUUGUUUGCUUCGUGCCUGCACAAAAUGCAUACCGAUGAGCUGCUGAGGGCACUGACGGGGGCCACUGACACUGAUGGGGGCCGACUGGUCUGCAACCCAGCUUGUCACAUUCGCCCACAAGACACACUCGUUUACCACCGACUGAAACGCCUCGCACAGCGGAGUCAGCUGGCACUAGAAUCACGGACAGGCACACAAAAUCAAGGAGAUUCAACCACUCAGACUUUUUCCCGGACAUUGGCGGCCUGCAAUCAGGUGCACCACUCACCUGAAUCUGGCAGUCUCCUGGUGGGAAGUGCCAUCUGCACAUGACAACACAGAAGGAGCAUAACCAAUAGAUCCUCCCGACGCGGCCCACAUUCCUGUCUCUCUCUCACAUGAGCAGUGAUUGCAGAACUGUUGCGGUGUUCGGGUCUGGCUGCAGCCCGAUAUGGUAGCAACCGCAGUUCUCGACUGGCUCAUCCGCCUUGACCGCAUAGGGCAAUGAGACGUUGAGGAACGGAGGGAUACCCCGGUCCCCUCUGUGAUAACCCCGCUCCUCCUUGGUGCCUUUCUUGCCCAGGGCCCGUGAAUUUGCAUCGACUGGUAGGCCGAAAUACAGGGACGGGUCAGCAGGGGUCAUGUGCAUCCCGCCUGCGUCAAAAGGGGGCAUGUGGGCCGGAGGGAAUGGGGCGUCUGGCGGACCGCAGUCAUGGCCAUCCACAUCCCCACUAAUGACACCAGGCAUGCACACUCGCACACGGGUGUUGUCGAGGAGGAAGCACACGUUGCUGAGCAGUUUUCCCUCUCGGUCGGGGCUCGGGUAGCGGGGGUGGAAUGAGAAGCCUUCGCACUGGGAGAAAUCGAACACAGAAUGUCCAUUAGCACGUUCGUUGUGCAUUUGGUUGGGAUCUGUCUGUCGGGUCGCCCACCUGUGCAAUGGCGUGGCAGCGUGCAUGGCAGUCGUGGACGGUGGCGUUGUCUUUGUAGUCCCAUGCCUCUUGUCUUCGAAUACCGCCAUCGAUUGUGAGAAUAUUAUGCAUGAUCGCUCCGACACCAUACUGAUAACACGACGACACGAUCGAACCUGAUAGACAGACAGGCAGCCAGACAGACAGACGUGCAAAUACGCCGGCCGACACCCUCUCGCCGUCCGUCCCCUUCUCUGUCUGACUGACCUCUGUCACAGUCUGUGGAAUACUUGCUUCCCGAGACCACCACCUCCUCAUGGUUGCCUGCCGUGUCCACCCAUAUCGCCUCCUCCCUCCCCGCAUUCGACGUCUUGUAGUAGCACCCACCCCUCUCAUCAGACAAUUUGCCGUAGCUCCAGAACAAACACCGUUCGUCGUAUUGACAGCCCCUCUGACAGUCGCUGGUUCACACGAUGAAUGGAACCAACGAGAUGCAUGAAAACCGUGAGAGAGCGUGCUGCCUGCGCUUACUAGGGGCCUCUGAUGUUAAUGUUGGGUUGGGCGUCGUCGACGUCGUAUCCCCUGAAGAAUGUGUCCCAUUCCCAACACGUCGGCUCCUCGGGCAUCUUGAACACAUCGAAUGCUGAUUCAGAACCUUCAGAACCAUUGCCUCCCCCGUCUUGAAGCUCACGGACGCCUGCCAGAGGCCAGAUUCACACACUCUUACCAACAGACCACCAGAACGCUUGAUCGCUGCUUCCUACCGUUGACUGCCUGUAUGGCAAGCACAACACAAGCGCCAAAGAUCAAGCCAAAGAUAAGCCCAGCCGGCCGCAUCAAGCGCUGCAUCCUGCGCAUCCUCCACCCAAGUGCGGGAGGUCCGAGGAAGAUGCUGCUUGGGGGGGAUGCUGAUUGCGCUUCAGGAAGCCCUGUUGCC